GUGGGUCGGGGCUUGGAGAACGGAGAAUGACGGGGGCGGCGGAGGCGAGCUGGCGGCCUCCGAGGCCUGAGGCCGGUGUCGGGUCGGAAGGAGGUGGGAUGCUCGCGGGGAGGCCUCGGGGUGCCAGGCUGUGGGCGAGGAGGCCGGCCAGACCCCAGGGCUCUCCGCCGUCUUGGUGCAGUGCUUUAUGCACCGCAGGCCUCGGUCGCCGCUGCUGUCUCGGUGUGCUCUUUGGCUGCAGGGAAGGGCAGGGGCUGGAGAAAGGGGAUUGCUUGCAGGAAGCAUAGUGGGAGUGCGAAAGGGGAGAAAGGGACCGGAGGGAAGAUGCCGGAUAGGUGGAGGAAUGCCGGGGGUGGCUGUGGAGCAGUCUUGAGGAUUCUGGGGGUGUUCAUUGUGCAGAUGUUAGGUGUUUCAUUAUGGAAAGAGCCGAACCGUUUCCAAGGCAAGGAAAGACGGCAUAGAGUAGUUUCUGCGGAUGUAAGGGAGAGCAUUUGAAACUAGAGGAGUGCUAAAUAUUAGAGAAGAUGCAGGGAAUGCAUAAUAGAAUAGACAGAUGUAGCGUAAUUAUCAAAUGCUGGCCCAAGGUCUAAAGAGUUAUUCCAGAUGGGCCAGAGUGGCCUAGUUCGGAACCUGUUUGGGCUCUUCAGUAGAUGACAUCCGACAUUUAUGUAGCUACUACAGUGAAGAUACAAACUUGAGGUGUCACAGAGGCCACCCCUCUUGCCACACCCUGUGACAGUCCCUUCAUAACUCUGCUCUCUGACUCCUGGCAGCCUGUCCCCUAGCUCUGUGGUUUUGCCAUUUCCAGAAUGGUAUGUAGUGAAUAGAAGAGAAGAAUCAGUGGCUUGGAAAUUGAGCCAAGUGACCUGGCGGGAUGGGCAUUUGCCUGACACAUUUUAUAGAGGAAUUGGAUGGCACAAGUGACUGAGAGGAUCUGGAGAGUUUCUGGAGCCUGGGAAAGGUAGAAACUCAACCAUGAUUUCUUUCUCAACUCAACAGCAUUCCUUUCCUUGAAGUCUUCAUUUUUACUUCGGUCUCAGGCAGUUAUACUUAAGCAUGAACAUUGACGACAGACUGGAAGGAUUGUUUCUUAAAUGUGGCGGCAUAGACGAAAUGCAGUCUUCCAGGGCAACGGUUGGAAUGGGUGGAGUGUCUGGCCAGUCCACCGUGUCUGGAGAACUGCAGGAGUCAGUACUUCAAGAUCGAAGUUUGCCUCACCAGGAGAUCCUGGCUGCAGAUGAAGUGCUACAAGAGAGUGAAAUGAGGCAACAGGACAUGAUAUCGCACGAUGAACUCAUGGUCCAUGAGGAGACAGUGAAAAAUGAUGAGGAGCAGAUGGAAACACAUGAGCGCCUUCCUCAAGGGCUUCAGUAUGCACUUAACGUCCCUAUAAGUGUAAAGCAGGAAAUUACUUUUACUGAUGUAUCUGAGCAGCUGAUGAGAGACAAAAAACAAGUCAGAGAGCCAGUAGACUUACAGAAAAAGAAGAAGCGGAAACAACGCUCUCCUGCAAAAAUCCUUACAAUAAAUGAGGAUGGAUCACUUGGUUUGAAAACCCCCAAAUCUCACGUUUGUGAGCACUGCAAUGCUGCCUUUAGAACCAACUAUCACUUACAGAGACAUGUCUUCAUUCAUACAGGCGAAAAACCGUUUCAAUGUAGUCAAUGUGACAUGCGUUUCAUUCAGAAGUACCUGCUCCAGAGACACGAGAAGAUCCAUACCGGUGAAAAACCAUUUCGCUGUGAUGAAUGUGGUAUGAGAUUCAUACAGAAAUAUCACAUGGAAAGGCACAAGAGAACUCACAGUGGAGAAAAGCCUUACCAGUGUGAAUACUGCUUACAGUAUUUUUCCAGAACAGAUCGUGUAUUGAAACAUAAACGUAUGUGCCAUGAAAAUCAUGACAAAAAACUCAACAGAUGUGCCAUCAAAGGUGGCCUUCUAACGUCAGAGGAGGAUUCUGGCUUCUCUACGUCACCAAAAGAUAAUGCACUGCCAAAAAAGAAAAGGCAGAAAACUGAGAAGAAAUCAUCUGGACUGGACAAAGAGAGUGCAUUGGACAAAUCGGACCUGAAGAAAGACAAAAAUGAUUACUUGCCUCUCUACUCUUCAAGCACUAAAGUAAAGGAUGAGUACAUGGUCGCAGAGUAUGCUGUUGAAAUGCCACACUCUUCAGUCGGAGGAUCUCAUUUAGAAGAUGCAUCUGGAGAAAUACACCCACCCAAGUUGGUUCUCAAAAAAAUCAAUAGUAAGAGAAGUCUGAAACAGCCCCUGGAGCAAAAUCAAACCAUUUCACCCCUGUCCACUUACGAAGACAGCAAAGUCUCCAAGUAUGCGUUUGAACUUGUGGAUAAGCAGGCUUUACUGGACUCAGAAGGCAGUGCCGACAUCGAUCAGGUGGACAACUUACAGGAGGGGCCCAGCAAACCUGUGCACAGCAGCACUAAUUAUGACGAUGCCAUGCAGUUUCUGAAGAAGAAGCGCUAUCUUCAAGCUGCAAGUAACAACAGCAGGGAGUAUGCACUGAAUGUGGGUACCAUAGCUUCUCAGCCUUCUGUAACACAAGCAGCUGUGGCCAGCGUCAUUGAUGAAAGCACCACAGCGUCCAUAUUGGAUUCCCAGGCACUGAAUGUGGAGAUUAAGAGCAAUCAUGACAAAAAUGUCAUUCCAGAUGAGGUCCUACAGACUCUGCUGGACCAUUAUUCCCACAAAGCUAAUGGACAGCAUGAGAUUUCCUUCAGUGUUGCAGAUACGGAAGUGACGUCUAGCAUAUCAAUCAAUUCUUCUGACGUACCUGAAGUCACCCAGUCAGAGAAUGUUGGAUCAAGCUCCCAAGCAUCCUCAUCAGAUAAAGCUAACAUGUUGCAGGAGUACUCCAAGUUUCUGCAGCAGGCUUUGGACAGAACUAGCCAAAACGAUGCCUAUUUGAAUAGCCCGAGCCUUAACUUUGUGACUGAUAACCAGACCCUUCCAAAUCCGCCAGCAUUCUCCUCCAUAGACAAGCAAGUCUAUGCAGCCAUGCCCAUCAAUAGCUUUCGAUCAGGAAUGAAUUCUCCACUAAGAACAACUCCAGAUAAGUCUCACUUUGGACUGAUAGUCGGUGACUCACAGCACCCAUUUCCCUUUUCAGGUGACGAGACAAACCACGCCUCUGCCACAUCAACAGCAGACUUUUUGGAUCAAGUGACUUCUCAGAAGAAAGCUGAGGCCCAGCCUGUCCACCAGGCUUACCAAAUGAGCUCCUUUGAACAGCCCUUCCGCGCUCCUUAUCAUGGAUCCAGAGCUGGAAUAGCGACUCAAUUUAGCACUGCCAAUGGACAGGUGAACCUUCGGGGACCAGGGACAAGUGCUGAAUUUUCAGAAUUCCCCUUGGUGAAUGUAAAUGAUAAUAGAGCUGGGAUGACAUCUUCACCAGAUGCCACAACUGGCCAGACUUUUGGCUAAAAAAAAAAAAAAAAAAAAAAAAAAAGAUGUGUAAAUAAUACUGGCACUUUAGAACAGAUUAAUCAAGAGUGGGGUUACUCUGUGUAAAAUGGAGUGCUAUACAGAUUUAAGAGCAAUGCGUUCAUAGCAAGCUGAUAAGAAUAGCAAGAUAAUCCAGUAACUGCAUUUCGUUUGGUUAGCCCGCCUUCCUUGAACUGCCUUACGUGUUGUCACCGUUAGAGGAGCGAUGCGUUACUUGUUUUAGAUCAGAGCCUUGCUGUUCACCCACACCAAGAUAAAGAGGAGGAGAAAAGACUUUCGCACAAUUGUUUCCUAACUGAUAACAUUGUACAUUCUUAGGAGAGUAGUAAUUGUGUGAAAUUUCCUCAUACUGUUUCUAAGUUUUUCAGCAUAGUAUUGCACUUCAGCAGGGAAUCUGAGGAUACUUCACAGACGACAGUGAACUUAAAGUUUCAAUGUCAAGAGAUUAUGGCUUAAAUAAGUAGUUUGUCCUAUAGGGGGAAUAAAAAGAAACCACCUUAAAAAAUGAUAUGCCAUAUACCCUUGAUUUUCAGUUUGCAUUAUAUUGACAUGUGGUUUUUUUUUUGAAGAAAAAGUAAUAAAAAUCUGAUAGUCUUAAGACUCCACUAUUUAAAAGCCUAAUUACUUUUAAAGUAUGCAUACUUUCAAAACUUUUACCAAAACACACAACUGUUGAAGCAUUUACUUCUCUAUGGAAGUAUGCAUAUUGGUGUCAGUUUCUUUGUACAGGUAUACUUAGAUAUUUUUUAUGAUUUUUCAUGUGCAAGUAUCAAGGUUUGAAGUUUUAGUAAAAAAGAAAUAUUCUGUAGAUUACAUUCCCAAGAAAAUAAUGCUUACACAAAAUGUAUAUUCCACGUUUUAAAGCUGAAAUGUAUUUUACUUUACACACUUCAGUUGACAUAGAGCACUUAGGAUUAAUCUGGUAUUUUGAUUUCUCAAAGUUAAAAAAAUAGAUUUUUUUAGGUUUGAUAUGGUUGUGUCAUAAUCAUCUCGUAAUUGACAAUUUUGCUUUUUGGCAAUAAAAGGAAGUUGGGAUAUCUUUGGACUGUAAAACCUGGUUUAAUUCUUCUCUUUCUGGACUCUUGAUAGAUUGGAUAAUUAAACAGUAUCCCAAGAAACUAAAGAAAUGGGCAUUUUAAUUGCUUACUUAAGUUACUUUUAAGUGAAUACUGCUCAUGACAGUUUUACAAAGCGGAAGUGCUUACUGAUUCCAGUAACUGCAAUUUCUUUUUCAGCUAGAUGAGUGAUCGAAAAUUUUUUGUUGCAUUUCAAAAUCUAAAUAAACUAUAGACUUUAUCCUUAUACCACGAAUGUUUUUUUUUAUAUAUGUAUACUUUGUCUUAAAAUAAUACAGCAUGGUACAAUAAAUAGUGCUUUUAUAUACAUAUAUCUAUACACUUUUAUGAAGAAUGAUGGUUUGAGUUACACAUUGGACAGGUUUAAUUUUUGGAGACUUAACAUUAGUUACACUGACUCUCCUUUUAUUUGUUCCACCUUUUUGGGUUUUGUACUUAAAUUUCUGCCAUCUUUAUCACAGUGCACCAGUGGUAACCCGAAACUAGUACCCUUGGGAAACGGAGCUUUCGUUGACUUCCCUUUACUUGCUGUUGACCUGUAGAUCUGUGUGCUUUGUUCUAGUGUUGAGUAUGUUAUCCAUUUAAAUUAUUGUUCUUUUAUUUAAUGUUAUCCCAAGACUGUUCUCAUAAAGAAAGGGAACAAAGAAAUAUCCUUCCCCAGUGUCCUUCACUUACACUCAUUUAUUUUUUAAUAUGUUGGUGUUUUUAUGACAAGGAAUAUAAGUUAUGUUUAAUGUGGUUUCUCUACAUUUUGUAAUGAAACUUGGCUUGAAAUCAUAGUUUUCCCAUUUGACAGCUUUGCUGUCAGAGCUUCAAGAACUUUAAGACUUCUUUGAAGUAAAUAUUUUAAGUUCUGCCAUUAUUGAUCUGAAGACUGAUGUGUGUCUAUGACGCAUCAUGUAACCGCAGGAAUGCUUCAUCAGAUGAGGUGUUAUGGGACCGUGCUCAUCCUCGAUGGGCGUUUGUAUUUUUCUCAUAGUACUUUUGAUAAGAGUAGACAUUUAUUUCCUAAGUUGAGCCUGAUUUUAAAAACACGUAGUUCCGCUGAGAACUGAAUGUGUUUCUUGUCCAGUGGAAGGGGUUUUGUUUGUAACAUCACCAGCACAUGUUUAAGAAUGUGGCGGUUGCUGAGUGCUUCAGGUAAGCUUAGGAAGAAAAGCCUUUGAAAAUGGAAGUUCUGUAAACAGAAUUUCAGGCAUUGCAUUCCUGUCUUAAACACAUUUCUUUACAUCGACACGAUGGCAGCCUUUCCUACCAGGUUAAGCAUUUGAGAUAACCGAUAGCCAGCAUAACUUAUUGACUUACCAUUUCAGUACAGCCAUCACUCUUACUGUGAAGUCCUGAAUGCCUGCCAGGCUCAGCCUGUCUCUUCAUCAUGCGAGAAACAUCUCAAAAGUUUGGGGUUCUCCACUUUGGUUCAGAAAGUUCUGGGCGUUAGAGGAAGGAAGUGGCCUUGUGUGCUGCUGUAGCGGAUCCCUGUCGGUUCACACUUCUCAUCUCUCUCUGUGAGCAAAUUCUUGUAGAGGAGUAGCUCCCAGUGCCCUUCAGCUUUUGCUCACCAUGAACCUGUUCUGCUCUCUCUCACAGGUUCUUCCUGGCCUGGUCUGGGCUUGGGAGACCUCCCACUAGACAAGGCAGGAGCUCUCCAGCAUCUGAAAGCAUUGUUGCUUUUUGAACUUCAGUUCUUACUGCACAUGUAUUCCGUUGGGUUUGGAAUAGCUGAGUGGCUCCUACUUUUUUUUUUUUUUUUUGGAUCUACAGUGCGCAUGUGCUACCUAGUCAGGUAGGGACCCACCAUCUUAGCUCUGACUCAGGGUGCCAGCAAUGGGUCAUUUUAUCUCCAGAGAGGUAGAAGAGGCCUUGUGCUCAGGGCAAGCUUUCAUUCCCACAGAUGAGAGACACUUGCAAAGUGCCAGUGAGGUUAGAUCUUUUGCCAUUUCUUUGGUUUUUAUUAAUUUGGGUUUUUAAAGGGCUGUUUUAAAAAAAAAUAAAAAAUAAAUAAAAAGAGGCCGGGAACCUUUGCGUAGGCACGCUGCAUACUGCACUCCCUAGGACCGUUAAACUAGAGCGCACCCUUUUCCAGUGUAUUUACUUGAAGAAGCACUAUUAUAAUCAGUGAGAAUUUAUUUGAGUCUGCAAUUUAAUUUAAACCUUUUCCGUUUCAAAUUGCUUUAUUUCAGGGAAAUAAUUUUCCAGUUGUUUUUGCUAUAUUCUGCAAAUAAAAACCGUAUGUUUCCUUUUUCCACCUAAACUUUGGUAGGAAACAAACUAAAGCAGACAAACAUUUCUUGUUGUGUUUGUUGCUUUCUUUAAUCCAAUGGAUAAAAAAGUAAAACCCUGUAAACAUUAUUUUAUUUUUUUAUGCAAUACCAUGCUGUAAAUACGGUUCAUCGAGUAAGGAUGUACCUAUGAUUGAAUCUUUAAUUCUGCACAGUUAGAGUUUAUAUAUAAACGUGUCUUGACAAUCAAGGACUUUGAUGUGAGUCUUCCUUUAUGAUGUUUAUUAAUGUUAUGCAUUCCAUUUGUUUGAAGUGAGUACCAAUGUGCUAAUUUGUAUUGUCUGAAAGUAUGUAAUGUUUUUACAGCUUGUUUUUAAGACUCUGUAAAUAUGUACAAACCAAUCACAGUACGGCUUUAUGUUAGAAGGCGUGUGAUGUUGUACUGUAUGUAAGCAAUAAUACAUAGCAGUGCUAACUUUACAAGUAGCAUCAGGAACGUUCUAUAGAGACAUUUCAGAGUUAUUAGUUAUCCUUAUUUCAUUUAAUAAUGAUUAUCUUUAAUCAGUUUUUAUAAGCAAAUUCCAUUGUUCCUUCUGUUGGAACGUAACACUGUUUACACAGCAUAAUUGAUGUUGCAGGGGAGACAGGCUAGACCUGACCCCAUCUGCACUCACUCUCACUAAGCAUUGAAUGGCCUUACCACUCUUGUGCAAAGAUGGAGAAAGACCGCAGAACUUAGUGCCCAUCACACUGAAGGAAGGGAUGUGUUUUUUUCCUGCUUCUGUACCGCUACCUAACUUUGUGGUUUGCUUUAGGUUUUAAUAUCUGUUUCUGUUUUAGAUUCAAGCCCGUAAGUGUUCAGGUAACUUCAGUUCAAUUGUGAAGUAGAUAAAUUUCUUCAUAUUUCAUAGCUACAUUUCAAUGAUUCUAAACUUUCUACUUUGAUUUUUAGAUACUUAUUUUUCAAGCUUGAUUUCUCAGCUGACCAGAUGAAUUUACUCAACUUCAAUACAAAGAAAGACAGACUUAUAGCUUGAAGUGAGUAGACACUGUACUGUACAGAACAGCUCUCAGAACACCCGCCACUGCUUUAGAAACGAAGCCGCCAAUUUCUAAAUGAUUAUGACUACAUUUUAUAGGGAAAUGUUUUUAACGCUAGUCAUUUCUAUAAUGUGCUUGGAAGGAUUUGCUAGUCCACUCCUGUCACUUUUUAGUACACUGGUACCUUUUCUAUGUAAUGUAUGCUUUUUAUUAUUGUAGCCAAGCAUUUCAGUAGAAAGAAUUUUGCAACAAUACGGGGGAAAUUUUUCAUUGUCGGGUUUGAAUUAUACUGGAUUUUAUCUGUCUAGUCUUACUUGUCUUUAUUUUAAUGCUGUCUGGAAGGGACCUUGGUACCCAAAUAAAGCAGGUUAACCUCAUUGCUUCAAGGGCAUACUGUGUAGUGCUGAGUUUCACCUGGAAAUCUGAUGACUUUGAAAAGAAAAACACAUUUAUAAAAAUUGUACAGAAGAAAUUAAAUGUGUGAUGGAAAUCCUGAUGGUGGAGCACGUUGAAUUUUCUGAGACAUAGUGUUAUUUUCCUGGAAUCCCUUAUGCCUUCUUUGUAUUCCAACCAAUAAAAGAAAACUUUGUCAUUGAAAGUGGUAGGCUGAUAGGAUAUUCUAAUUAUGCAUAUACAGUAUUACUUUUCCUGUCUUACUCUCUGGCCCCUUCUCAAUCACUGUAAAUUUUUAUUUUCUAUUUCCUAUUGCUAAUUAAACAUGUAUAUAAUGUA
Messenger RNA from Peromyscus californicus insignis, 8530 nucleotides. It is a transcript of the gene Znf148, whose product is annotated as zinc finger protein 148. The coding region runs from base 1057 to 3441 and encodes 794 amino acids. Lineage: Eukaryota; Metazoa; Chordata; Mammalia; Rodentia; Cricetidae. The transcript has 10 exons. The record is from RefSeq and is a predicted model, not a curated record.